Molecule: messenger RNA, 590 nt
Organism: Cylicostephanus goldi
Lineage: Eukaryota; Metazoa; Nematoda; Chromadorea; Rhabditida; Strongylidae
Source: the annotation of a GenBank genome assembly
AUGGAGUUUGGAAACCCAGAAAAAUGUGGUAGUCUACAGACUCAGUCGACCGGUUUGGCAGGUAUGUGCAAUUUUCCAAUCGCGGGUACUACAUGUGUAGCGGAAGUGAUGACAACACUGCUGCUCUGUGGUGUACGGAACGAAUGCAUCCAUUACGAAUUUUCGCUGACAGUUAUGGAUCGGUCAAUUGUGUGGACUUCCAUCCAAAUUGCAAUUACGUUGUGGGAGGUGGGCAGCGAAGAUCGUUACGUGAGGGUAUGGGAUGUACUCACAGGCACCUGCGUUCGAACUUUCUGUGGACACUCAGCUGGCGUUACUGCAGUCAAGUUCUCACCAUGUGGACGCUACAUAAUCUCGACUGCCCGAGACGGAGCAGUUUGCGUCUGGGACGUUGCUUACCAGAGAUUGGCUGGAAUGGAGACAAAAGAGUUUCGUGGCUCCAUGGGUUCUAUAUGUUUUUCGCGAGACGGUGGAUCCUUUGCGGUUUCACAAGGCGGUGAAUCCUUAUCAAUAUACUCUCUCGACAAUAUGGUUGCCGCUACCAGUAACGUCACCGCAAACAAUGAACUCUGUUUUGAUCCUAAGUAAGU